Trichoderma aggressivum f. europaeum is the source of this 1644-nucleotide messenger RNA. RefSeq lists its product as uncharacterized. The record is from RefSeq and is a predicted model, not a curated record. The transcript is spliced from 5 exons. NCBI's taxonomy places the organism in Eukaryota, Fungi, Ascomycota, Sordariomycetes, Hypocreales, Hypocreaceae. The coding region runs from base 1 to 1644 and encodes 547 amino acids.
AUGCUAUCAAAUGCUGGGAAGGCGUUGGAUGGUGCUCUCGUCCUCCUCUUUGGGCAAUACUUUUUCUUCUUCCUCAAACAGGACAGGCGCUAUGGAUUCGAGCUUGAAGAUGCGGAAGAGCUCGCCGCAACCCCCAUCUUCACCCAUGCUGUUCAUGAAUAUGGAUCGUCUUUAAAAACGGCAACCAAGAAGCCGUUUGCUCAAUACGGCCUGCUUGCUGGCAUCCUUGAAAAUACAUCUGCGGCUAGAAACAGUCCCGCAUUUGCUCCCAAGGAUCCCAGGCUCUUCUUUAACACUUCGACUCCAUCAAGUGUCUUCAUUUGUGGGAGCCAGGGCUCUGGGAAAAGUCACACUUUGAGCUGCAUUUUAGAGAACUGUCUAAUGAAGUCGAAAGCCAGUGUCUUGCAUCGCCCAUUAACGGGUAUCGUAUUUCAUUACGAUCCUUGGGUAUCUGCUUCCAGAGGCUCGCCUUGUGAGGCUGCCUAUCUGGCUUCAGUCCAAAAGAUCUCGGUCAGAGUUCUCUGCCCGCCAACAAAUGUGAAGCAAAUUGAGGGGAUUUACUCGAGACUUCCAAAUGUUCGGGUCGAGACUCUUCGGAUAAACCAAUCUGACCUGAACACCAAGAGGAUGAUGGACUUAAUGGCCAUCAGUUCCGUCCAAGGCGGCAUGCCACUGUAUAUGCAUGUGGUUCAGCGUAUUCUGAAGGACUUGCGAAUUGAGCAGCAAGAGAAAGAAACCACGUUCAAUUACCGCGAGUUCAAGCAGCGCCUACUGGAUGCCGCCUUGACGCCUGCCCAAAUCCAACCUCUUCAGCAGCGCCUUGAAACUCUGGAGAGCUUCAUGGUAAAGGAGCAAGUUGUUCAUAUUUCCAAAAAGAAGGCCAUUCAGGCCCAAGGUAAAGCGAAUAGUUGGGAGCCUAAAAGCGGCCAGCUCACCAUCAUCGAUCUGUCCUGCCCUUGCGUGACAGAGGAGACGGCAUGUUCACUCUUCAAUAUCUGCCUCAGUCUCUUCCUGGAGCAGAGUCCUCAAGUCGGCCGUGUGGUUGCGUUGGACGAAGCGCACAAAUUCAUGACGGACACGGCUGAAUGCCAAGUGCUGACAGAAUCGCUUCUAUCCAACAUUCGUUUGCAACGCCAUUUGGGACUUCGAGUCAUCAUAUCGACUCAAGAGCCCACCAUAUCUCCAAAACUGUUGGACCUAUGCUCUGUCACUAUCGUGCAUCGAUUUACUUCGCCAGACUGGCUGCAGAGCCUGAGGAAACACUUGGCCGGCGCAUCCCUUUCACUACUGUCCAAGGGUCAACACACCGCAAAUGGGGUACCCAAUGGUGAUGAAAAUGUUAACGGCAUUAGAAGUUUCGGUGAAAAUCCUCAUGAUGUUGCCGCAGAGCUCUUCGGCAAGAUUGUUGCUUUGCGACGCGGAGAAGCUCUGCUGUUCUGCCCAUCGGGUAUAGUUGGCGUGCGAACGACGGCUAUUAAAACAGAAAACGUGUCUUCUGCGAACAAAGAUUGGGCUGAUACUGAUGGGACGCAUGUUGCAAAGGAAGCAAGCCCGCAGCUCAUCAAACUGUCUUAUGGACACCUAAAGAUUCGGGUCCGGGGGAGGAUCACUCAGGAUGGAGGGAGAAGUAUUCUUGCAGUAUAA